GGUCUGAUGUUUGAUGUUUGUUUUUUGUUGAAGUUGCUUUUGUCUCAAAAAUGUUUCGAGUUUUUUUUGUCCAUAUUUUCGUUUGAUUCAUCUCAAAAGUUUCAAAAAUUAUCGGUCAAUUUCUAAUCACAAAGACAGGAACAAUAUCCCUUUCCAUUGGAUGAGGCGAAUUCUGCAAGAUGGGCAGAGGUAAAAAGUUUACGAUCUUCCAAGAUGUUCAAAUAUGCCUGUCCUGGCUUCACGCGAAGCAUCAGGAAAUGCUUGGAGAUCAUGCGACCGAUGAAAUUCGGUCAUCGCCAUUUAAUGUGUGGGACACGGUUUACGAGCAUGCCGUUUACAACGAUGCAGGAUUCGAAGAGCGAACUGUUUACGGCCUGCGAACCAGAUUUUUAGUGAUACAACGGGCGGUUCUUAAAUUUUCUGAAAGCGUUUCAGCGGCUAAGACGGAUAAAGUUGAAGCCUCGAAAGUUAUAGCUUGUGCAAUGAAGCACUAUCGGGAAGCCUGCAACGAGGACUUCAAGUUUCUGCGCUGCUACGUGAUUUUGAGGAAGCACUCCAAAUUCAGCAACCUGGUGGAAAUCGAGUCAAGCGUAGGGGAUGCUUCGAAUGAAACAAUGCCAGAUCUGUUUGAUGACACAGACGUUGAAGGUGCUUAUAAAAGUAACCAGAGACAGCGCAAUAGAGGCAAAAACUUCACAUCUGAGCACGAUAAACAAAUUUGUCUUUCCUGGGUCCAUGCGAAACAUGAGGCGGAAUCCAGCAUCAAUGCAUACCGACUGGCUCAUUUUAGUUUUUGGGACGCACUGCACAAGGAUGCCGUUUCUAAAAAUCCUGAUUUAGAAGUUCGGACGGUGAAUGGUCUGCGUUUGCGAUGUGGGCAGAUUCGUUGCAAAGUUCGAGCAUUUUCGACAUAUUACAAUAGCGCCAUUCAGCAAGAAAAUGAUCACGAUAAAGCUAUCACAUAUGCUAUGCAACAGUACCAACAAAAUCGCAAGGAAGACUUCAAGCACUUGGAGUGUUUCGAAAUUCUGUUCGACUACUUAGACACCCAUAGUACGUCACAAGUAUAUUCGAAUACAGUGAAUGUUUUUCCGACAGAAGCAGAAGAUACAAAGCUAAGUGGUGACGAGCAAGAAUCUUGGAAUAUGUUUGAAGCUAGUCCUAAGCUCGAGUCGUAUUUAUCAGAGGCUUCACAGGCAGAGCCGGAGGAAGUACACAGCGAAGAAGAUGAAAUUCCUGCCAUGAUCCAGGAGACAUCCGACAGCGAACAGCGACCCCCGUUGAGUCAGAGUGGACGAGGAAAAAACUUCACCACUUAUCACGAUAAGCUUCUUUGUCAGUCAUGGAUCAAAGCGAGAGAAACUGAAUCAACAUCUGGCGCAAACUCAUCAAAUAUGUGGAAGAAUGUUUACGCUCACGCCAUUUCUUUGGAUCGAAAUUUCAAAGUCAGAACGUUGGAUGGCCUACGACAAAGAUUGGGAAAUAUUAAGCGAUCCGUACGAAGGUUUUCCGAAUGCUAUAAAAUGUUCGCACCGGAAGAUAAAGGCGAACCAGACCAUGGCGUCAUUCAACGGGCGCUAAAGUUGUACAAAGAUAAUCACGGCGACUCAUUCAAAUUCAAGGAAUGUUGGUUAAUUUUGAGGCAAUGUCCAGAAUUUUGUGAAAAUAAGGAACUGUCCACUCCAAAACUAGAAGUUUAUAAGCCAUCUCAAAGUGAAGAGCACAUUUCCAAUCAAGAACCCCAAAGAGUAAAUGUGAGGCAAGACGAGAUACAAUCUCUGCUGAAGGCAAGUAUUGAUGUUGGCAUAGCAGAGGCUCGGUCUCGCGGAGAACGUAUAGAACCUAUGAUCUACGAUGUGCAGCAGCAAAUGGCCGCUUAUGGCGUUUUCAAGGAAAGGAAGCUAUAUAUGAUUAAAAAGAUGUACGAUAGAACGGAGCGUGAGUACAAAAAUAAUCGACUGAGGCCGUAUCCACCGGAAGCAAGAAUUCUAUGGGGUACUCGAAGUAACAGCGAAGAAGAGAAAGCAAACGAUGAGCAAUGGGAUCUUUUAAUUCAGCACGUACUGGACACUAAAAAGGGCACAUCUUUCUUAUCUGGAGCAGAAAUCCGAGAACUAAUCAAGCAAGCGAUUGACCGUAGAGUAGAAUAUGUUCCACCGGUCGAGAGGAAGAUAAUUUUCAAUCGCAUUCUACGGGAUAUGCAUUCGAACAAACUGUGUUGCCGGAAGACGGCGGACCAGUUACUUCAGGAUUAUCUGAGAAUGAAAAAACAUUUUCAAGAAGGUUCACGAAAACAUUUACCUCCCGAGGCAGCGCUGCUUUGGGAGUUCGAUGGGAACGACGAUGAGUUAACGGCUACGGAACCAAUCGAACAAAUUGAUUUCCCAGAGUGUGAGUUAAAGUUAGAGAUGGACCUAUGUCGCAUUUGCCAAGCAGAGCAGCCCGAUCAAACCAAAGACUUGUUCUUCGAUGAGUAUAAUGGGAAGACGUAUGCAGCUAUCAUAUAUGAUACAAUUAAAGUGGAGAUGAUAAAUGAUGGCAAACAAACAAAUUUGAUUUGUGACAGCUGUUCCACUUACAUAGAAAGCCUCGCAUCAUUUGUUCAACAGUGCCGAAAUAGCUGCAUCAAUCAGGAAAUUGAAGAAAGCAAUACGAUGACUAAAAUCGCCAAACUGGAAUUUGAGAUUCCGGACACCACUAUCGAAUUCUUGAAUGAUGAAGUUUCUAAUCUGCCUGAGAACGAUUGCAAUGGAUUCGACGAUAAUUCGGUUACUAAUGAAGACACUAUGGAUGUGGCCGAUGAAGUGUGUGUUGAAGAACCCGCUCAGGCUAAAAUCGAUAUAGCCAAUGAUCAAACGAAGCCCACUGUGGAGGUAGAAACUCGUAAGAAGUUAAAUUAUCGUAAAUACGUGGAAAGUCGAUCGCGAAAACUAUGGCGAAACAAACCACAGUGUCACUUGUGUGGUAUUCGGGUAUUGGAUUUACCGAGUCACAUUGAAAGUCAUUCUGGAAAAGGAUUCCAAUGCCAAGUUUGCGAUAGAGUUUGUCCCAAUCGACGGCAGCUACGAGUCCACAUGAAUCGUCAUACCAAGAAGUACAAGUUUCCCUGUCGUUAUUGUGAUAAAAUGUUCUUCGUUUGGUCUUCACGGGCAUGCCACGAGAAAAAUCAUCACGAGAAUCAAUCGAACAAAUGCGACGUGUGUGGCGUUGAGUACAGAAAUAGAAGCUACCUUUUGCAGCACCAUAAGUUUGUACAUCUUGGAAUCCGUAAUUUGAAGUGUUCCAAGUGUGAUUUCAGUACAUCAAUCAAGACUCGAUUGCUUAAUCAUUUCCGCAGCUUGCAUACUAGCGAACGUCCAUACAAAUGUUCGGUGUGCGAUUUCCUCUCAAAUAGUAAUACUGGUUACUAUAUUCACUUUAAAAGACACAAAAAAUCUGGCGAGGCAACCAGCUAUACGAUCAAAUGCGCUUACUGUGAAGAACUAUUCACAAAGGACGCCUCACUGGAAGUUCACAUAGUUAAGAAACAUCCCGAUCGAGCAGUAGUGAUUUGAAGUUGAUAAAUUGUUAUUUUUACUGAA
Messenger RNA from Armigeres subalbatus, 3581 nucleotides. RefSeq lists its product as uncharacterized. The transcript is spliced from 8 exons. The record is from RefSeq and is a predicted model, not a curated record. Bases 180 to 3554 code for a protein of 1124 amino acids. Gene Ontology annotation, cellular component: nucleus. NCBI's taxonomy places the organism in Eukaryota, Metazoa, Arthropoda, Insecta, Diptera, Culicidae. Gene Ontology annotation, molecular function: zinc ion binding.